This is a messenger RNA of Physella acuta, 4465 nucleotides long. RefSeq lists its product as uncharacterized. Lineage: Eukaryota; Metazoa; Mollusca; Gastropoda; Physidae. The record is from RefSeq and is a predicted model, not a curated record.
AUGCUGAUCAAGUUUUUUUUGUCAAACAUACUAUUUAGUCCUCUAUUUAUUGGCAUGCAUUCAGACUGUAUAUUGAGCAGAAAAGGACAGAAUUCUUUGAUUUCAUCUUUAAUGAAGUGUCCAGUCCAGCUGGUCUGUACUAGAGUUCUCCCUGGUCCAGCACUAGUCAGAGCUGACUUGCUGGCUAGACACCUGGUUGCUACUAGUUUCAUCUCUUGUGGUCACUCAGGUGACUUGCUGGCUAGACACCUGGUUGCUACUAGUUUCAUCUCUUGUGGUCACUCAGGUGACUUGCUGGCUAGACACCUGGUUGCUACUAGUUUCAUCUCUUGUGGUCACUCAGGUGACUUGCUGGCUAGACACCUGGUUGCUACUAGUUUCAUCUCUUGUGGUCACUCAGGUGACUUGCUGGCUAGACACCUGGUUGCUACUAGUUUCAUCUCUUGUGGUCACUCAGGUGACUUGCUGGCUAGACACCUGGUUGCUACUAGUUUCAUCUCUUGUGGUCACUCAGGUGACUUGCUGGCUAGACACCUGGUUGCUACUAGUUUCAUCUCUUGUGGUCACUCAGGUGACUUGCUGGCUAGACACCUGGUUGCUACUAGUUUCAUCUCUUGUGGUCACUCAGGUGACUUGCUGGCUAGACACCUGGUUGCUACUAGUUUCAUCUCUUGUGGUCACUCAGGUGACUUGCUGGCUAGACACCUGGUUGCUACUAGUUUCAUCUCUUGUGGUCACUCAGGUGACUUGCUGGCUAGACACCUGGUUGCUACUAGUUUCAUCUCUUGUGGUCACUCAGGUGACUUGCUGGCUAGACACCUGGUUGCUACUAGUUUCAUCUCUUGUGGUCACUCAGGUGACUUGCUGGCUAGACACCUGGUUGCUACUAGUUUCAUCUCUUGUGGUCACUCAGGUGACUUGCUGGCUAGACACCUGGUUGCUACUAGUUUCAUCUCUUGUGGUCACUCAGGUGACUUGCUGGCUAGACACCUGGUUGCUACUAGUUUCAUCUCUUGUGGUCACUCAGGUGACUUGCUGGCUAGACACCUGGUUGCUACUAGUUUCAUCUCUUGUGGUCACUCAGGUGACUUGCUGGCUAGACACCUGGUUGCUACUAGUUUCAUCUCUUGUGGUCACUCAGGUGACUUGCUGGCUAGACACCUGGUUGCUACUAGUUUCAUCUCUUGUGGUCACUCAGGUGACUUGCUGGCUAGACACCUGGUUGCUACUAGUUUCAUCUCUUGUGGUCACUCAGGUGACUUGCUGGCUAGACACCUGGUUGCUACUAGUUUCAUCUCUUGUGGUCACUCAGGUGACUUGCUGGCUAGACACCUGGUUGCUACUAGUUUCCCCUCAUCUCUUGUGGUCACUCAGGUGACUUGCUGGCUAGACACCUGGUUGCUACUAGUUUCAUCUCUUGUGGUCACUCAGGUGACUUGCUGGCUAGACACCUGGUUGCUACUAGUUUCAUCUCUUGUGGUCACUCAGGUGACUUGCUGGCUAGACACCUGGUUGCUACUAGUUUCAUCUCUUGUGGUCACUCAGGUGACUUGCUGGCUAGACACCUGGUUGCUACUAGUUUCAUCUCUUGUGGUCACUCAGGUGACUUGCUGGCUAGACACCUGGUUGCUACUAGUUUCAUCUCUUGUGGUCACUCAGGUGACUUGCUGGCUAGACACCUGGUUGCUACUAGUUUCAUCUCUUGUGGUCACUCAGGUGACUUGCUGGCUAGACACCUGGUUGCUACUAGUUUCAUCUCUUGUGGUCACUCAGGUGACUUGCUGGCUAGACACCUGGUUGCUACUAGUUUCAUCUCUUGUGGUCACUCAGGUGACUUGCUGGCUAGACACCUGGUUGCUACUAGUUUCAUCUCUUGUGGUCACUCAGGUGACUUGCUGGCUAGACACCUGGUUGCUACUAGUUUCCCCUCAUCUCUUGUGGUCACUCAGGUGACUUGCUGGCUAGACACCUGGUUGCUACUAGUUUCAUCUCUUGUGGUCACUCAGGUGACUUGCUGGCUAGACACCUGGUUGCUACUAGUUUCCCCUCAUCUCUUGUGGUCACUCAGGUUGUGAUGGAUUAGUUAUCUCCCCGCCAUCUUGAGCCCUCCUGUGCCAGGAGCUGUAAGACUGAACCAAUGUGAGUGCAGGCAUCCAAGUCUAAACCUUGUAGCUAGCACAGCUGUAAGACUGAACCAAUGUGAGUGCAGGCAUCCAAGUCUAAACCUUGUAGCUAGCACAGCUGUAAGACUGAACCAAUGUGAGUGCAGGCAUCCAAGUCUAAACCUUGUAGCUAGCACAGCUGUAAGACUGAACCAAUGUGAGUGCAGGCAUCCAAGUCUAAACCUUGUAGCUAGCACAGCUGUAAGACUGAACCAAUGUGAGUGCAGGCAUCCAAGUCUAAACCUUGUAGCUAGCACAGCUGUAAGACUGAACCAAUGUGAGUGCAGGCAUCCAAGUCUAAACCUUGUAGCUAGCACAGCUGUAAGACUGAACCAAUGUGAGUGCAGGCAUCCCAGUCUAAACCUUGUAGCUAGCACAGCUGUAAGACUGAACCAAUGUGAGUGCAGGCAUCCAAGUCUAAACAUUGUAGCUAGCACAGCUGUAAGACUGAACCAAUGUGAGUGCAGGCAUCCAAGUCUAAACAUUGUAGCUAGCACAGCUCAGGCAGGUAGAAAGCUCUGUUUGCUUGCCAACACAUUAUUCAGAGGGGACCAUUAGGGGAGAGGUGCCAUGAUCAAAAGUAUUUAUUAAGUCCUAAUGCCUUUUUUCUCAUCAGUUUGACUCUGUACACAUGGAUUGCUACAUGAAGAGAAUUUAGAAUGAUUGUGGUAUCUUCCAGCCAUAUGUACCAAUUUUUUAGUGAAUUGAUUGAAAGCGAGUCAUGAGCUUAUUGUAAAUAGCAUGGCAUGUGACCUCUAUUCAUCUCAGGUCACAGUUUAUAUUCCUUUGUAUUUGUAUGUCAAGAUGAUUUGAACUUAAGCUCUCUGUAUGUUGUGUGUCAUGUAGCUUCUAAGCUCACCUCCUAUGUCCUGCAGCAUCUAACUGAACCUUGGUGGAACAGCCAACUGAGACAAAAACUUUCUGACAUCCAGCCCACUUCCCCUCCUCUCUGCAUUAUCUAGCUAGAGCCCCAUGGUUGCUUGAGUUUCCAUGCUUGGAGUUAGACAGUUUUGACAUUUUCAAUGUAUACCCUAAACAAGUUUCAGUUUUUCAUUUUUUUUUUAAAUACUUGUAUGUUAUAAUCUUCUAUGUAAAUAUGUGUUAAUAAACACACAAUUUUCCAGCUUUUUUCUUCAACAUUCUAGGCUGGGAAACCUGGCUCUAGACAAUCUAGGCUAGGAUACCUGGCUCUAGACAAUCUAGGCUAGGAAACCUGGCUCUAGACAAUCUAGGCUAGGAAACCUGGCUCUAGACAAUCUAGGCUAGGAAACCUGGCUCUAGACAAUCUAGGCUAGGAAACCUGGCUCUAGACAAUCUAGGCUAGGAAACCUGGCUCUAGACAAUCUAGGCUAGGAAACCUGGCUCUAGACAAUCUAGGCUAGGAAACCUGGCUCUAGACAAUCUAGGCUAGGAAACCUGGCUCUAGACAAUCUAGGCUAGGAAACCUGGCUCUAGACAAUCUAGGCUGGGAAACCUGGCUCUAGACAAUCUAGGCUGGGAAACCUGGCUCUAGACAAUCUAGGCUGGGAAACCUGGCUCUAGACAAUCUAGGCUGGGAAACCUGGCUCUAGACAAUCUAGGCUGGGAAACCUGGCUCUAGACAAUCUAGGCUAGGAAACCUGGCUCUAGACAAUCUAGGCUAGGAAACCUGGCUCUAGACAAUCUAGGCUAGGAAACCUGGCUCUAGACAAUCUAGGCUAGGAAACCUGGCUCUAGACAAUCUAGGCUAGGAAAGCUGGCAUCUAGUGUAGAGCUCUGCAUAUAGUAUAGCUCUUUGAGACUUUUCUAGUGAGAGAUUGGCUCUGUGAAAAUUCGAUGGCAAUGAUAGCCUGUGUGUGGGGAUGUACAAGUGUGUCCAAUGGCCAUUAGAUUCCUACACACUGUUGAUAGCUUGUAUUGGGGAAUGUAGAACUUAGUCGAAGUGUGUCGGAGGACCACUAGAUUCCUACACACUGUUGGGUCAUGUGCUGGGACCAGAUACAAAGCUGUGUAGCGCCGGCAUCAUUCCACUUUUUACUCUUUACAAGUGUAUUGUACAUAAUGUAAGACUAUAGCUAGAUUUUUAACACUGAAUGGUUGAUGCUUUUUGUUACCAAUGCAUUCCAAAUACAGAAUUAUUUGAACAAAGCUUUCAUUUGUUGAUUCAUAGAAUAAUUUUCUAGGUGUAGGAUGUUUUUAUUUCCAGUUAUAGGAUCAUUACAUUUAUACAGAUAGCUUUGAGUCCAUUUUCUAGUAACAUAUGUACCUAAGUACCAUAUACAAGUCUAUAUUUCCACAUGAAUAAAAUGUUUAUUCCAAUGAAA